CGAGUGACGUAGCGUGUGACGCGCCGCGCCUGGUCCGUCUGCUUCCGGGUUGCUUCAGGGGCAGCAUGUGUUUGUAGCGUUUUGGAUUUUAAAACGAAAAUCUAAAGUCUGACUUCUGGUUAAUAGAUCGUCAACAUGAGCAGCCAAAAAGGCAACUCUUCUCGUUCGCGGCCACAGAAGCAUAAAAACAGUGUGGCCUUCAGAAACGACAAAUACGGAGCCACCAUACAAGUGAAGAUAGCAAACUCGAAAAUCCAUAAUGGGCUCUGUCAAAGAUGCAAAGAUGUGUUGGAAUGGAAAGUGAAGUACAACAAAUAUAAAUCGUUGACACAGGCAAAGAAAUGUGUGAAGUGUUUCCAGAAGAACGUGAAAGAUGCAUACCACAUCAUGUGUAAACCCUGCUCGAUCCAGCUAGAGCUCUGUGCCAAGUGUGGGAACAAGGAGGAGAUAGUUAUUCCAAUAAAUCCUGAAGUGGAGGAGGAGGGUGAGCAAGGAGAAGAGGGUGAUAAGAAGAAGAGACUGAGAAAGAGGAAGGAUUUGGAGGAUGAUGAUGAUGAUCUAAGUGACUUUGGGAGUGAGGACGACGAUGAUGAUGAUGGUGAUGAUGAAGACAGUGACUCCAGACCAAGGAAGACGCUCAACAAACUGCCUGUGCUCCCUGAUAUCUCUGGGGCCACCAUAAAAGACUGAAUUCACGAUUGGGUUUCAUUUCAUUGCCCAUUACAUUAUCCUUGAUAUGCUCCCGGAUCAUAAUAUUGGUUUGUAUUUACCAAGCGUUCUUUUUUGUUAUGUGUUAUUGAUCCGCUCUCAGAGAAGUUGUCGACGUGCUGAACUGACUUUUGAAUAAAGAGCUUAGGUCUGUUGAAGCGCGAUACGUUUCUCACCAUUGGUCUGUAGAGCAGUCCAGGCCAGUCUUGGCUCUGUCAUGUUGACAUCGCUCAGGAAGUGUUGUGUGUGUGGAAAGCACCCAUGACGAUGUUGCAAGCUCGGAGUCCACCUUCAUGGCCUUUGAGGCCGAGUCAUGCCAGGGCUCUGGACUGGGGCAACAUUACUUCCUGUUCCGAGUUGAGUUGCUACUGUCGGUGUAAAAGUGGCAUAAUCUGUCGUUACCCCAGACUCAUUAAACUGACUCAAAGUUAACUAGUUGUUCUUAAUGUUGGCUUUGGAUGAUUCAUAUUAGUAAUUCAUAUUACUAUAGCGUGUGUGUAUUCAAAGUGGUGGAAACGCAGCGGAGAGAGAAUGAAGGGGAGUGAGAAGCUGACCUCAUGCCACCGGCAUACAUGCAGGGAGGGCCGGAUUAAGAAAAUGGCCUUUAAGGGCUGCAGCCCCAGGCCUUGCCAGCAGGGGGCCUCAUGUCGAGAGGUGUCAAAUGAACGCGUUCUUAAUUGUAAAAUAGUUUUUAUAAACCUUGUUUGUAUGUAAGGCUAAUUCAAAUGUGUUCCACCCUGGAGAUUUUGCACUUGCACUGUAGGCAUAUCUGACUGCCUUUCUGUGAGUAUUAAUGGCCAUUCCCUGGCUAAAUAGUUUUUGCUUUGGAAUAAAUUAAAAUCUGUUCAUUUA
This is a messenger RNA of Gadus chalcogrammus (walleye pollock), 1560 nucleotides long. RefSeq names its product chromosome 6 C9orf85 homolog (gene c6h9orf85). Lineage: Eukaryota; Metazoa; Chordata; Actinopteri; Gadiformes; Gadidae. The transcript has 4 exons. The record is from RefSeq and is a predicted model, not a curated record. Bases 136 to 690 code for a protein of 184 amino acids.